Penicillium crustosum is the source of this 423-nucleotide messenger RNA. RefSeq lists its product as uncharacterized. The record is from RefSeq and is a predicted model, not a curated record. Lineage: Eukaryota; Fungi; Ascomycota; Eurotiomycetes; Eurotiales; Aspergillaceae. The coding region runs from base 1 to 423 and encodes 140 amino acids. The transcript has 2 exons.
AUGGCGGCCCCAGGAAAUAUCGCCAUCGAUGAUCUCACUGGCCGGUGGAGCAUGAACCUUCAGCUAUCGGAAUCCUAUGACUCCAUCCUCAAGGUCCAGGGCGUUAACUGGCUUACCCGUAAGGUCCUCAACGUGGGCAACAUUACCAUGACCAUCAAGCAAUAUGCCGACAAGGCCGGCUUUACGCACCUCACCAUCGACUCCAAGAGUGGAUCCGGUGUACCAGGCUCUAUCGAAAACCGCCUUCUCAACAACGAGACCAGACACGCCAGCCACCCGUUAUUUGGUAAGAUUACAGGCUGCACAGCCCGGGUCAACCUAGCCGACCUUCCAUCCGCAUGGCUCGCGGAUGGCUGGGAGCAGGGCACUACCAGGGCCAUUAUCAUAACCACUGAGCACCUUGACAUCGACAGAGUUACUUAA